CCGGACACCCAGCGUUUCUGGCCGAGUAGGUGAGGGCCAUGGGGCCCGCGCCCCUCCUGCUGCUGCUCUUGGGGGUCCUGGCGGGGGAGACCUGGGCAGGCUCCCACUCCCUGAGGUAUUUCUACACCGCGAUAUCCUGGCCCGGCCUCGGGGAGCCCCGCUUCAUGGCCGUGGGCUACGUGGACGACACGCAGUUCGUGCGGUUCGACAGCGACUCCCUGGACCAGAGGAUGGAGCCGCGGGCGCCCUGGGUGGAGCUGGAGGGGCCGGAGUACUGGGCGCGGCAGACGAGGAAGGCGAAGGGCGCCGCACAGACGUUCCGAGACAGCCUGCGCGCCCUGCGCCGCUACUACAACCAGAGCGCGGCGGGCUCUCACACCCUCCAGGAGAUGUACGGCUGCGACUUGGGGCCCGACGGGCGCCUCCUCCUCGGGUACGAUCAGUGUGCUUAUGAUGGCGCCGAUUACCUGGCCCUCAACGAGGACCUGCGCUCCUGGACCGCGGCGGACACGGCCGCGCAGAUCUCCCGGCGCAAGUUGGAGGCGGCCGGAGACACGGAUCAACUGAGGAACUACCUGGAGGGCACGUGCGUGGAGUGGCUGCGCAGAUACCUGGAGUUCGGGAAGGAGAUGCUGCAGCGCUCAGAUCCCCCAAAGACACACAUGACCCACCACCCCACCUCUGAGCAUGAGGUCACCCUGAGAUGCUGGGCCCUGGGCUUCUACCCUGCGGACAUCACCCUGACCUGGCAGCGAGAUGGGGAGGACCUGACCCAGUACACGGAGCUGGUGGAGACCAGGCCUGGGGGGGACGGAACCUUCCAGAAGUGGGCGGCUGUGGUGGUGCCUUCUGGAGAGGAGCAGAGAUACACAUGCCAUGUACAGCAUGAGGGGCUGCUGGAGCCCCGAGUCCUGACUUGGGUGUCCCAUCCUCAGCCCACUGCCUCCCCCAUGGUCUUCCUUGCUAUUGUCCUGGUUCUCCUUGUAGCUGUUCACAUUGGAAUUCCAGUGGCUACAGCUGUGAGGUGCAGGAAGAAGCACUCAGGGGAAAAAGGAAGAAGCUACACUCAGCCUGCAGGGUGAGGACAGCUGCCUUGUAGGGACUGAGUGAUGCAGGAUUUCUUCUCAUCUUCACUUCGUGGCUUCAACAUCCACUGGUUUUCCUGUUGCAAAAGGCCUAUGAGGGCCUCCCUGGUGGUGUAGAGAGUUGAGCACAGUGCUGUGAAAGUGCCCGCAGCCUCUGCAGUACGGGUUCGGUUCGUGGCCAGCCACAGAAAGACACAUAUGGUGAGGCAGACCUCUCCUGUCUCGCCAGCUGCUCCCCUCAGCAGUGUCUUUCAGUAGAUCUGCCUGGUGAAUCCUCUCACCCCCCACAUGUGGCCUGUACCCCAGUUCUUAUAUAAAUAAAUAUAAGAUUGAUGAGUUCAUUAGUGGGGUUACUAAAAUUUAUGAUUACAUAAAUCAGAGACAGGAGAACCAGCCAGAACUACACGUUCGCUGUGCUGAAUCUGUGCAAGUAGGGGCAGGAGAGGCUGUGAGAGCCAAGGGAGUUGGGGCCUGUGUCUAGUCGGUACUCAUGGUCACUCCUCAGGGGUCAUCUCUCUACUCCUUUGUCCUUGUGCUUCAGUAGCGCCUGUCCCAGCCGGACCUGUGAUCACAGGGACUCAGACACCACCUGGCACUGUCCUGUCUCCAGGAUGUGGGUGGAGGCUGUCUGUGGCCUGGUCAACUUAGGUUCAGGGCAGUUUGGUCCUCAGUAUUCAUACUCUAUGUGUUUAUAUUUUAUUUUGGUUUUUACUUUUUUAUGUCUGUUCAUAUUUAGCAAACAGGCCUCAUCUCCUCUGGGUGUCUCUGACAGCAGCAGGAGGCAUCUGCAUUGUCCCCACAAGACCCAGGGUGGCCCCUGCAUACUGGAGUACAUGAUGUUAGAAAUUGAUUUCCAGACUCAUCCUGUUCUUGGCCUCAUUUUAGUACUAUAUUCUGGAUUAUUCUUUCAAUCUUUUCACAUCUUUUUAAAGAAUACUACUGCUGGUAUUAGUAGAGAGGAUGAUUCGGUAAUUUUUUGUCUUAAUGUCCUGUUGGAUUUCUAUUUCCUCUACAGCUUCUCCCUCUAAAACUUCCCUUAAGUAACCCUGCCCAGAGUGUGUGAGGACAGGGAGGAUGCCUGCUCCCUAGCGUGGUCAGUGUGGGCCUCACUUAGGUGACCUUUCAGAAAGAAGGACACUUUGCCCACGGCAUUGUCCAGAGAAGUUCAGUCCAGGCAGGACAAAUUCCAGUGCAGAUACCUUAGGCAGGAAUUUGUGUGACUGAGAUAAAGACUGCUGGACUGGAGGGCACCUGAGAUAAGAUCUGUGUGUACCCAGAUCAUUCAGGCCUGGAGGAUGUUGGGUUUGACUUUGAGUAAGAUGUGGCGUGACAAGAGCUUCUGAACAGAUACACACCUGUGGGACUUCUCUUUAGGAGCCUCAGUCUGGCCGCUGUGCAGCAUGGAAGGAUGCGAGGUCGGAAAAGAAAUGGAGGAAACCAGUGCAGGUCCCAGGACAGAGAGGUUGGGGGAGGAGAGGAGAACAGGAAAAUAAUAGGAAGUGAUUGGAUCUGUGUAUAUUUAGACAUGGACUUUACAGCAUUUCCUACUGCUGGGCUGUGAGAAAGGGGUCAAGGAUGACAGUGUCUCAGACUGUGCAGGCAGAGAGGUGGAGCCUCAGUGACAUGAGGAGACCCCAGAAGAACCAUAUGUGGGCAUCCUAGGUGUUCAAUUUAGGAAAGGUGAAGCUGAGAUCUAUUAGAAAUGAAAGUGAUGUUGGCAACUGGACAGACAAGUCUGGAGAAUAGAUGAAAAAUCGGAGUUAAGAAAUAGACUUGGGAGGUGAUAGGAUGAAUGAUGUUUGAAGUCUUGAGCUUAGAAAGGUCCCCCAAGUAGUAAUAACUAAGGAAAAGAAAGGAACAGGUUAAAACCCAGACCCCCAGUUAUGAGCAAUCUGAGCAGACACCCCCUAGAGCCUAUUGCACUGUCUGAUACCAUGUGGAGACUGCACGGAGCCCCCAAUUCAGUGAGGGAGCCCCCAAUUCAGUGAGGCCAGAAAUCACCUGGCUGCUAGAAUGUCUGAAACAGAGUCUGAGAUUCUAUUAUUCAACUUCUUUCCUCACCCUAGUGAUGGAGAAUUUAGGGUUGAUUCCCAGGAGGAGAUGCUUUCAUCCCUGGAAACAAGCAAAUAACAGGGACUCUGGAGUCCAAGGUUUCAUCCAGAGACUGAGGGAAACUGUAUACUUGGGGGACUUACCAGAACCUGGGAACCUGCUAUUAUGACAUGGAGACCUGGCUCUUCCCUGAGGCCUGUGUCUCCUCCCCCUGAGUGAUGGACCCUGGGGAGCUGGUCAGCACCUCCCUCCCCACUCUGUGGAAGGUUCCUAGUGCUGGGAUCCCCACAGGCCCAGGAGAGAGGAGCCUCCUGAGACCCGAGUGUCCCUGGGGGUCAUUCUCAGAGUUGCAAUAAUGUACUGACCUUGAGGAAAAGACAUCUUCGCUACUUCUGUGGAUUUUGGUUAUGUGGGUUUUUAACUUCAGUAGGAUUAGAGAAUUGCAAGUUUGUCACAUCACUAAACUCAAUCUCAACAUGAAAUAGUAUCCAGAAUUUCCAACCAUAACAUGUGAAUUCCCACAUGGCAAAAUGAUUAAGGAGUACUUACAAAUAAGCCAGCCUAGGAAAUUUCUAAGUAUAAUAAAUGACACCAAGAUCAAAUUAAGAAAAUCAAAUAAAGAACUUAAAGGAGAAAAUUUGAAUUUUAUGGGGAUUAUGAAUGUGCUGAACUAAAUAUUCCUUCAUGUGUCCCACGGGGUGAAUUAUAAUGCACUGAGAACCUUCUGUGGGUCAGGUCCUUUCAGUCAUAAUUUCACUCUCCCAACGAUAAUCCCUCCAGGCACCUUCUAUCCUCGAUAAAGCAGAUGAUGUUCAGAGAAACACUCCAUGUCCUAUCCCACAGCCUGGAGUCUGCUGAGUCAGAAGCCCCCCAGUGCUGCAGGGGGCAUUGUUGCCCCAGCCAGAUAGGAUACUGACAAGCAGCUAAGAGAAAAGGCCACACACCGUGGGGCUGAUGAUAUGGCAUCCCUUUGCUUUUUGUUCUUGGUCAUAGAGAGAGAAAAAUUUAUCAGAAAGUAUAUUAGGCAAUAAAUUAUAUGUGUCAGCAUACUGUCAGUAAAUGGCACAGAAAAUUAUCUGUUUAGAAAUUAGUUGUUGGGCUGUUUGGCCCACUGGACAAUGGGAGAUGGUUUGUUGAACAUGCCUGACAAGCAUUACAAUACAAUAAUUAUAGUAGGUCCUUCUUUUGCCUUCUCUUGAAGUUUCUUGGGAAAGUUUUUAAAUGAAGCUAUUUGAGUUAAGGAGUUUCUAGGUAGAAAAUGUUCUGAUAGCUGAGUAGCAGCCGGUCCCCGGCAGAAGGCCAUGAGGAUAAGAAAAGUCUUUUCUUGCUUAGGCUUUAGCUGAUAGGGAUGUACUGGCGGCGAUCCACUGUCUUAGGUUAUUGUUUAGCUUAAACAAUGAGUUCUAGUGUAAGGCUUAGUUUUUUAUUAAGCUUGAAGGUUGCCUUCUUGCUGAGAGCAUGUAGUGGCCAAAAGCCCAUGGAAAAAGAGAUGCACUGAUUGUUUCUGCUUUGUUUCUAUGCACAUGAUAAUGUCAUCUCACUGCUUGCAAAAAAUGUAUAAAUAAAGAACCUGCUGAGUCUCUCAGCAGAAGAUACU
Molecule: messenger RNA, 4734 nt
Organism: Talpa occidentalis (Iberian mole)
Lineage: Eukaryota; Metazoa; Chordata; Mammalia; Eulipotyphla; Talpidae
Product: HLA class I histocompatibility antigen, C alpha chain-like
Biological process (GO): antigen processing and presentation of endogenous peptide antigen via MHC class Ib; immune response; positive regulation of T cell mediated cytotoxicity
Cellular component (GO): external side of plasma membrane
Molecular function (GO): peptide antigen binding; signaling receptor binding
Source: RefSeq, a predicted model, not a curated record